This is a messenger RNA of Ascoidea rubescens DSM 1968, 1707 nucleotides long. RefSeq names its product DUF4246 domain-containing protein. NCBI's taxonomy places the organism in Eukaryota, Fungi, Ascomycota, Saccharomycetes, Ascoideales, Ascoideaceae. The record is from RefSeq and is a predicted model, not a curated record. The coding region runs from base 1 to 1707 and encodes 568 amino acids. The transcript has a single exon.
AUGUCUUUUAUAACCUAUCAUAAUUUUUUAAUUCCAAUAAGACCGAAUAUUGUAUUUGAUCUUCAGCUGAUAUCCUACGAGAUUAGAUCAAAGCCAAACUGGUCCACAAAGUACCAAGAUCCAACAAUCAGAUCGAAAUGGGAGAGAGAAAUAAGGUCUGGGCUAUUGAAACGCAGCUACCAUUACGACAAUCUCGACCAUUUAAUCAAAUAUGUUUUUGAUCAUUUGAAGUAUUUCCAUUAUAUCCAGAGUGUGACUGAAGACAAGUAUGAUUGUGGUUUGAUUGAUUACAUUUUUUGCAAAGAUGAUAUUAUUAACCCAGAUUUGAAAACAAAAUUUCUUAAAAGUGCCCAAAACCUCGAAGCAAACGAACCAAAAGAUUAUCAUCCCAAUUCAAAUGAUCAGGUUCUAGACUUGCUUCAUCCUUCGUUAUACACUCUAAGAUAUGGUUAUUCGCCUGUUUUAAUUGAUAACAAGUUGAAAAUCGUUGAACAUGCUGAUGCAUACAAACCAAAUAGAUCUACUUACAAAAUAUCUCAAUAUAUUUCCGAAAAUUUCCAAUGGUUACCAACUGUUUUCAAAUUCAAUAAAUCUUCAGAUGCUUAUGAGAUUCAAUCAUAUAUCAAUAAUCUACAUCCAUUCAAAUACACUGAUCUAUAUAACGAUAUCCAAAAAAUCUUCAACUCCUGUUUAAAUGGAUUGUCUUUAGUAUUGUCUCGAGCAGAAACAGAUGCUCUUAAUACUUUUGAAACAUUCAACAAAUCAAUCUCCAUUCCUUUUGCUUCCCAAGAAAUAUACGAUGAGAGCUUUCAAAGUUUGGUUGAUGGUUUAAAAGAGAAAGCAGAAUAUUUAGAUUAUGGGUUCCAAUACGAUGUUGAAUCCUACAUUGAAAAAUUAUAUGACGAUGGUACAACUACUAAACAUCUACUUCCAUAUUCAAACAAGUCGUUAAAGUUCCCAAUUGAAGAAAAGGAUUUCAAAGUCGAUCUACUAAACUUGAAAGAACUGUAUCCUGAGCUCAAAGUCAUUGUCAAAUUGGCCAAUAUUGAAUUGACUCCUGAGAACCCAACCUAUAAUGGUGGUUCAUGGCAUGUUGAGGGCUGUGAUAAUGAGAAAAUCGUUGCAACAAUCCUAUAUUAUUACGAAAAUGACAACAUCACUGGAAGCUCUAUAAGCUUUAGAGCUCCUGUUGCCUGUGAAGACUUUUACGAAUACGAACAAGAUGCAACUGGUCCUGUUUGGGACCUAUAUAGUCUUUCAAGAGAAUCUAGAGCUGUUAGCAAUCAAGGUCAUAUCAACUGUACUGAAAACAGACUAUUGGUUUUUCCCAACUUCUUGCAGCAUCAUGUUAACAAGUUCUCAUUGUUAGAUAAAACCAAGCCUGGAACUAGGAAAAUCCUAUGUUUCUUUGUUGUUGAUCCAUCCUUAGGUGAUGAAACUCCUGUUUUCUCCACGAGUGAUGUUCCAAUUCAAAGAAAAGACUGGUGGGACGACCAAGAAUAUAAAGAAGAAUUCAAAAAGUAUCUAACCGAUGAAACGAGAUUGCAGAUUCAAGAAUUGAUACACAACAACAAGGUCAAGUUUGAAUGGCCAAUCUUACUUGAAGAAUCUAAAACCUUGAGACUUCAGUUGAUGAAAGAAAGAUCAUCUCAAGAUAAAGAUGAAAGCAAUGUUUUCAAUAACAAAUUUUGUUUAUGUGAACAUUAA